Molecule: messenger RNA, 1554 nt
Organism: Fukomys damarensis (Damara mole-rat)
Lineage: Eukaryota; Metazoa; Chordata; Mammalia; Rodentia; Bathyergidae
Gene: Dmrt1
Product: doublesex and mab-3 related transcription factor 1
Exons: 7
Coding region: 502-1554 (350 amino acids)
Biological process (GO): regulation of transcription by RNA polymerase II; sex differentiation
Cellular component (GO): nucleus
Molecular function (GO): DNA-binding transcription factor activity, RNA polymerase II-specific; RNA polymerase II cis-regulatory region sequence-specific DNA binding
Source: RefSeq, a predicted model, not a curated record
AGGAGCGGGUGCUGGGGUCCCCGCUGUCCUCGACCCCGCGGACAAGUUGAGGUCCCUGCUCGGAAAAGGAAGGACCUGGGGGCGUCCGCGCUCGGGAGAAGGGGGUGGCCGGAGCGGAGCGCCUCGGGUCCUUCCGGGAGAGUCCGGUACCGGUCGCCGCGCUCCUCGCGCUUUUCCCCCUCGGCGCCUCAGCCAUUUUGAGCACCCGAGAGAAGUUAGCGUCGGAAACUGCAGCCUCGACCCAAGUGGUUCGGGCGCAAAUGACUUGGACUGUAUUUUAAUGAUGCUUAAGAGUUUUAAAAGAACAUGCGAAGGGGGAAAAUGUGCGGGUUUCAAGUUCUGUCGGUGGUUUUCAUUUUUACGUAGCUUCGGCAGCAGCAGGUGGCUCUGAGAAGGCAGCAGGCGCAGGAGGAGGAACUGGGUAUCAGCCACCCCAUUCCACUGCCCAGUGCUACCGAGCUGCUUGUCAAGAGAGAGAACGCUGGUGGCAACCCAUGCCUCAUGAUGGAGAGCAGCGGCGCCUCUCAGCCUGUGCCGGCCAGUGUCCCUACUACUGUGGCCUCAGGUGAUCUGAACUCUAAGCCUAGGAGUGCCUCAGUCCCCCCCACAGCUAUUUUGGCAUGGGGGAUUGAACUCAGGACCUCGUGCUUGCCAGGCCGGUGCAGUGCCCCUGAGCUACAUCCGCAGCCCCGAGGAGUGCUUCAGUCUUACCAUGAAGAGGGACGUAUGGUCAUCCAGGAUGUUCCUGUUGCAACCAGCAGAGGGCACGUGGAGAACGCACCUGAUCUGGUUGCAGACUCCACCUACUACAGCAGCUUUUACCAGCCGCCUCUGUUUCCUUACUACAAUAAUCUGUACAACUACCCGCAGUAUUCCAUGGCCUUGGCUGCUGAGUCCUCUGCUGGGGAUGUGGGAAGUACCCUUGGGGGAUCCCCUGUGAAGAACAGUCUUCGGAGCCUUCCAGGGCCUUAUGUGCCUGGCCAGACCGGAAACCAAUGGCAGCAGAUGAAAACCUCGGAGAGCCGCCAUACAGUGAGUUCCCAGUACAGGAUGCAUUCUUACUAUGGGCCUCCCUCCUACCUGGGUCAGAGCAUGUCCCAGAUCUUCACUUUUGAGGACAUCCCAUCUUACUCGGAGCACAAAACUCCUGCAUCCGGUUCCUUAAAGCUCUACCCACUGGAGGAGAAACUCGAAACAAGCGAAGUCAGACCUGUGAGUGGGAUGGGUCGUGCGUACUCGUACAUAUGCGCAGAACGUGUGUUCACAAACGGGAGUGCCAGGCGUCAUUUGGUUGCACAGCCCUACUCAGCCUUGCAGAUGACCCGUGAUCUGGCAUGGAGAAACGACAGCGUUCCUGCCUCCAAGGCCCAGGAUAAAAGCAGCCUCGGGCUCCCUGCCUCCAGAUCAGCCCCGGAAGGAGAGCGCUCAGGGGCAGCCCAGCCUCACCCCGGCGGUCCUCGGGUCCCCGCCCCGCGUGUCCCACCGCCUUCGAAAGCGCACAGUUGCCGCCGCCGCGGGAAGGCAGCGCAGAGGGCUCGGAGGAGGGGCCCGUGA